Punica granatum (pomegranate) is the source of this 2380-nucleotide messenger RNA. The record is from RefSeq and is a predicted model, not a curated record. Lineage: Eukaryota; Viridiplantae; Streptophyta; Magnoliopsida; Myrtales; Lythraceae.
UGAAAAGUCAGCGAAGCCUUCUCUCUCUCUCUCUCUCUCUCUCUCUCUAAAGCCAAAUUCUCUUUUCCUUUCCCUUAAUGUUCGUCUUCCACAAAGAACAAACAUAAAUUCCAACUUCACUUCAAAAUACAAAAAACCUUAUAUGUUUGCUUGCCUUCUCCCUUUAAUUUCAACACCAAUUUUAACCAACUCAAGUGUGUGCGUUUUUGUUCCACAAAAACAUUCUUAACUAAAUUCACUCCAACUAUCAAAGUCCCAAAGUUUCUUCUGCCUCUCAAACUUCCCUUCAAGGGCAAAAGGAGUACACAAGUCAAAUCAUGACACUGAUCUCCUCUUCUUCUUGGUUCUCUACUUCUUUUGCAACUAUCUAAUCCCUCCACUUCGAAUUAUGCGCCACGGUGAUAGAUUACGAGGUGAAGGAACGCGAACAAUCAUGGAUGGCUACACCAUCGGUGACCUAACCGACAUAGUCCGAGCGAGUGGCGGCGGCAGCGGCCCUAGCAAUAAGUCAAGCAUGGUAGCUGAAGAACUGGUUUCGAUCUCAACUGACUCCUGGCAGUUCCCGGCAAACAGCAGAGGCAAUAGCAAUAUCGAUAAUUCUGUGAGUAUCAUACCUCCCUCGUCGUCCAUGGAAGAGAGUUUUGGGGACCCGUUCUCAGACAUGAGAGAUCCGCUUCUUCAUCACGGGCUGGAGACCAUCUUUUUCAAUUCUAGCUCCUCAUCAACAGCAAGCCCGGUGGAGGUGAUCGAUGCUGCCUGCAGGGACGAUGUCUUCGUCCCGAAUAUGUUUACGAGGAUGCUCCAGAUGUCUGCCCCCGAUGCCAACCCCGGCCACCACCAGCUGCCCAUCUCACCCCGAUGCCAGUCGCCCGUGGUAGCUGCUUCUUCGCUCAUGAAGGAGAUCAAGAUUAACAGCAGUAGCCCGGCGUUGGUGGCUCAUCACCAUCAGGUAGAUGGAAGCAUGAACCGAAGUAAGUCAAAAGGUUGCUUGAUGGAGAGCACGGCCAUACAGAUCUCGUCUCCCGGCAACUCCGGCAUCAAGAGGAGGAAGAGCCAGGCAAAGAAGGUGGUAUGUAUACCAGCACCAGCGGCGGCAAACAGUCGGGCAAGUGGGGAAGUGGUGCCGUCAGAUCUGUGGGCAUGGAGGAAGUAUGGUCAAAAACCUAUCAAGGGUUCCCCUUACCCAAGGGGCUACUAUAGAUGCAGCAGCUCCAAGGGCUGCUCGGCGAGGAAACAAGUGGAGCGGAGCCGAACUGAUCCCAACAUGCUAGUCAUAACAUACACCUCAGAACACAACCACCCGUGGCCCACCCAGAGAAACGCGCUAGCAGGCUCCACGAGGUCUCAGCCCUCAAAGAGCAAUGGUAGUAGUGCUGCCAAUACUUUGAAAGGUGCGCAGGUUAAUCCUCACCCCCAAAAGGAGGCUAUGGCAGUGAUGAAGGAACAGAAAAAGGACACUGAUACUGCAUCAUCAGUUAAUACUACUGCAUUGGUUAAGGAGGAGAUCGAGGAUGUUGAGAGGCAUAUGGAAAUUGAAGGUGGCCAGGAAUUCAGCGCCGAGUUUUCAAAUAGUUACCGCCCCUCUGAGCCUGAAGAAGCCAGCCGUUCGGAUGACUUCUUUGCAGACUUAGGAGAAAUAGAUGGCGAUCCAUUGAGUCUUUUAUUUAACCAUGGAUUCGGUGGAGAUGGAGGGAAAGACACAAAGGGCUUGGAUCCUUUUGGCAUCUUCGACUGGUCGGAAGAACAGAACCCGCCUUUCGGGGUGAAGUGAGAAAGGACAUACGUACAAAAGACCUUGACAUGGUUGCUAUACUACCUAUCUAGUGAAACCAUGUUAGCAUUUGAAGUUCUUCCACUUCAAGCUCAUCGUCAGACUGAAUCAACAUCAUAUAUAUUAUAGGGAGUACCAUAAAAUUCAACACUAUAUAUGUUGUUGAUUCAGUGUGAUAGACUCUUCAUCCUAGCCUGCAGACGAUUUACGCGAUUCCCAUAUAUGAUUGGUUCAUCUCGGUGCAAAGUUUUAGAUUCAGUCUAGGAAAUGAUAUGUGGACAUGAUAUAUAGAGAGAAUUUCAAUAUCCUCUUUAAUUAAAUUUCAUUCACCAUGCAUUUAUUGUCCAUUUUAUGGGGUUUAGUUUUGUGCCUGAUUUACAAGAGAGGGUGCUGGUGGAUUUUGGAGCAUGUCAAGGAAAGGGAGACCCACAUUCUCUGUUGGAAUCAUUGUAUAUAUUGCGGGGGGUGGGAGGAUGGGACAGAAAGCUAAGGAACAGAAGGUCUCAACAGUUAAAACAAGUACGUCCAUAAGACAUGACUUUGUGAUGAGCUUGAUUUUAUGUGUAUUUUGAUAUAAAAUAAGAUGGGAUCGACAAGGCCUUUCAUCUU